Molecule: messenger RNA, 1520 nt
Organism: Talaromyces proteolyticus
Lineage: Eukaryota; Fungi; Ascomycota; Eurotiomycetes; Eurotiales; Trichocomaceae
Exons: 2
Coding region: 59-1243 (394 amino acids)
Source: RefSeq, a predicted model, not a curated record
AUCACCACCAUUUAGAGUCGCAAAGUUUUAGCUGAAUGGCCGGCGUUAUCUAGGUGAUAUGACAGGCCGAGGCAAGCUUAGCAAUGGCAAGAAACGUCACAAGCGGAUGAAUACGCCGGCUCGGAAAGAGCAAAAUCGAGUCGCGCAGCGAAUAUACCGCCAAAGACAAAAGGAACGCCGAGAACAGCAAUUGCAAACGAGAAAUGUCUCGCCCAGAUAUUUGGAGAUUAGGCCGCAGCCUGUCCCAGACGCUGAGGAUCAAGUUAACAUUGAUACUGCGGCAGGGCAGCCCAGUCACAGUGACGGAUCAUGGAAUCCAACUCUGCACUCAAAUUAUGACGAGUCUACGUCCUCGCAAUCUGUGGCACAUCGACAGCCACUUGUGGCUGAAGCGAACCAACUCGACCUGGACUAUUGGGGUGCUAUGACAUCUCUGGGUAUAGGCCCCGUACAAAUGGGACUGCUAGAUGCUUGUGUACCUUCAUUGGGCGUGCUGGAUUCAACACUCGACGCAAUGGCGGAUCCGAACAUACCACCAACCACGUUCUCUGAACACGACCACCUAGAGGACGCUAUGGGCCUUGAAGAAAUCGGGACUAUGAAAUCAAGCGAUACGAGCAGUCUUUCAAAGCAAACUAGUAUCUUGCCUGAUGCCGGCAGCAACAGCUUCGUGAACUACGAUAUGCAGGCUGCCCAGGUUGCAGACCCAUAUACAAACAGUAUUGAAUUGUCUCAAGUAUCACUUCUUAGGAUCUGUGUUCAUAACGCGCGCUGGCUAGGGAUUGACGUUGCUGGAAUGUUUGGCUGGGAUUGCAUGAUGCUCUGCUCGCCCUUCUACCGGCCAGGUACGACCGUUAAAGAUGAUCCCAUGGCGCUUCUAGCCACAGUUUCAAGCCCAUACACCCCGACUCAUCUGCGACCAACGCUACCUCAGAUCCUGUUUCCUCAUCACCCGAUACUUGAUUUGAUCCCCUUUCCGGGUCUCAGAGCACGCGCGAUCACAUUGGCUGCAACUUCACCGCAGUUGUUUGAUCCGCUUGAGCUGAAGAAGGAUAUCGUCAGUGGCGGCCUCGUUUGCUGGGGAACAAAGAAAGACCCUGGUGGUCAGCCAUGGGAUAUGCGUAGCUGGGAGGCUGCUCCCUGGUUUUUGCGAAAGUGGCGGUUGCUGAUUGGCAUGGAUGGCGAGCUGUGGAAACAGAGCAUGUGGUGGCAGAACAUGAGAGGCGAGCUGCCUGAACUGUGAAUUCCACGAUGCGCUUUUCCUGUGAAGAGACAAUAAUGCCACUCUUCGCCGCCAGUUAUGUUGGACAGACGUCCACCGCCACCACCAUCUACGUAUGUGUCCAGUCGAGAUGUCAGACAUCAACACGAUGUCCGCGAGGCGAGAUGCGAUCGGGGAGAUAGAAGAAAUCGUCUAACGAAAACUAGACAAGCUUCUAUCACGAUAUCGUGUGGCGGUAAGCACUACUAUCUACUAUAUUAUAUAAUAGUAUAUACUGCUGCUGCUGCACCGCCAUUGU